AUGGCUCCGAAAAUUGUUGCAACCAUGUUGUUUGUUGUGUUUGUGCUGAUGAGUACUUCGCUUACUGCAAAAUCUGAGAGCUAUGAUGAAUGGAGGAUUGAAACCUGCAUAGGCAAUAUUUGCGAUUAUUUGAAGUCUCUGUGUGAGAUUUCUGAUUGUAACAGUGAUGGCAAUGACAAGCGUGCGUGCUUAAGAGGCUGUGUUGACCAGUGGAGAGCCUGUGCACAUGAAUGCAGAUUGCAUUCUCCUCAUCCUCCUCCUCGUAUUGGAAGGGGAUGUUUUGAAGCCUUUGAAGAGAUAAAUAUAUUACCAAGUCUCGUGAAGAGCAUGAAGAACGGGUCUGAUUCGAAUAUCUCCGGGAUGAAAUUAAAUGUUCGUGUUGGCACUCAUGUUGAUACUCCAGGACAUAUUUAUGAUCACUAUUAUGAUGCUGGAUUUGAUGUGGACAGCCUAGACCUCAGAGUUCUAAACGGCCCGGCUUUGGUAGUUGAUAUUCCGAGGGAUAAGAACAUAACAGGUAUCCUUAACCCUGUCAAAAUCCACGACUGA
Oldenlandia corymbosa var. corymbosa is the source of this 549-nucleotide messenger RNA. The record is from the annotation of a GenBank genome assembly. NCBI's taxonomy places the organism in Eukaryota, Viridiplantae, Streptophyta, Magnoliopsida, Gentianales, Rubiaceae.